AUGGAGUCCUCUGGUCCUAGAAAACGGCUUCAAACAGCUUCCCUCUACGGCGGAAUUUACGACUAUGCGUAUUAUUUCGUCUCUGUAUUGGUCGGGACACCACCGCAACGGCAGUCCGUUAUAGUUGACAGCGGAAGCUCACUGCUGGGAUUUCCUUGCCGCAACUGCGUAGAAUGUGGAAAUCAUAUGGAUGGAGGUUUUGAUUUUACUCAAUCGAAGACAGCUCAUUGGUUAUCGUGUCGGUCUCCCCAAUGCAUUACAGGGCGCUGUGGAUUAGGAGAUGUCUGUCCCUAUCAACAGAGUUAUAGUGAAGGUUCCUCCAUAGAAGGCAAUUAUUUCAGUGAUAUGGUGGCUCUUGGAGAACAAAGAUCGAACAAUAGUUUUGUUAGAUUUGACCAUAUCGGAUGUCAUCACAAAGAAACCAAUUUGUUUGUUAGUCAGAAAGCAAGCGGCAUUCUUGGUGUUUCGUAUCCGAAGCAUGGAAAACAGGAAACGCUAAUCGAUGCACUUUUCAAGUCACCUGACGUCGACACGAAGAUCUUCUCAAUCUGUGCCGCUGAAGAAGGCGGUUUGAUGACAAUUGGUGGAUUCAAUUCCACUCUUCAUAUUCCUAGCAGAACACAAGGAUCGGCAACGUUGCGGCUUUUGGGACUGUCCCAAUCGCUGCGAUUCGAUAUGAAGCUUCGAGAGGAGGUUUUAGCAGAUAGAGCAAGUGAUGACGUUGCGGAACCAAUGAGCAGACUGAACGUCUUGUUGGAAGAACAUCGAGAGAGACGUCGACGUUUACAGGAGCAGCAGAACAACACUUUGGGACAGCCCCCGUCGUUUUUGAAACCCCCCGUGAGCGUCGCGUGGACUCCGAUUACGUCAAGUGCGACAUACCAAAUCGAGGUCAACGAGGUUUUUGCAGUAGAAGAAAGUGGUCGAGUUGACGAUGAAGGUGUUCAAAUUGCCACAAGUGCAGAUUUGGGACAUUGUAUCGUUGAUUCUGUUAUGUUUUUCAUGAUUUUCAGGGGUGGGGCGGUAGUCGAGUGGAAAGCCCAUUCUUAUUUACACAGACGCGCUAAAACUAAAGUUUGGUGUGUCGCUGUGGAUGAUAAUGGUCGAGAAUCCUCGAUCCUAGGAAUGUCAUUUAUGAAGCACAAUAACAUCAUUUUUGAUAGAGAAAGAGAUCUUAUUGGAUUCGUAGAGGCGAAUUGUCCGACAGUUGCGGACUCCUCAAGACCACCUCCUCCAACAUUCGCUCCAAGCUCUCCCUCAACUUUAGGUCUUCCAAUCCCAGAUUUUGUGACGGAAACUGUCUCAGUAGAGGAGAUUGAUGUCUCACCAGGCAUCGGUAGUAAUGCUAUAGUAUUUUGGGGUUCUGCAGGAAUCUUCAUGGGAGUAGGAGUUUUAGCGAUGGGUGCGAUCGCGUUUAGAACGAUGGGAAGGCGGCCUCUUGAAUAUGAACCCAUGAACGGAGAUUCUUCACGAAUUCACGAAGAGCCAGUUGCCAUACAAAUCGGAGCGCCGGGUCAUGAUGACGGCCAGCAAAGCUAUAAGGACGUUGGUAGGCAUGAUGACGCCGAGCAAGGCUACAAAGACGUUGAUUCCAAUGAAUCUCAGUACGAUGAUAUUGAGAGGGAGUUGACAGAACUCGAGGCUCGAUUAAACGGGAUUGAGCCAGGUACGCCAGCUUCUUCAGGACAGCCGACAAUUUUGAAUGUUGCACCUACUGUCCCAAUGAUGGCCGACGAACCAUUGGAAGAAAGUUGGGUGAAUCUUAACCUCGCGUCCCAGCACCGCCUUGAGCCGCAUCUCGUCAAUUGGGAACCGAGUCAAGCUGCAAAAGUCAUUCAAGAAGAUCUAUUCGAUCCAACAGCUGAUGAUGAGGAUGAAGCUUGGAUGCAAAAAACCUUCGUUUGUCAUCUACUCCAUCAUCGUUUUAGGGAAGUUCGUCCUUCAAACAUAAUUUAUCGAUCAUCGGAAGCAACAAACGUUCUUCUUCUCCCUCGAAAACCGGUUGUCGGCACACGCGCUCGUCGUCCCAUCUCGCAGGUGGAAUCAGUGGGUGACAUUGACACUUCCCGAUCAGCAAAACGUCUACGCGUCUCUGAAGCAAAGGGUGUUCCUACUCAACUCGAACCACAACCGGAGAUGUCACCUAUUGCUGACUCCACAGAAUCAUCAGCAAUUCAAUGUGCCAUGAGCAACUCGGCAGAAGCGAAGACAUAUGCAACGAGAAGACUCCAUAAUAUGACAUCUCCCGGAUAA
Molecule: messenger RNA, 2253 nt
Organism: Condylostylus longicornis
Lineage: Eukaryota; Metazoa; Arthropoda; Insecta; Diptera; Dolichopodidae
Product: aspartic protease 5-like
Exons: 12
Coding region: 1-2253 (750 amino acids)
Biological process (GO): proteolysis
Molecular function (GO): aspartic-type endopeptidase activity
Source: RefSeq, a predicted model, not a curated record